UAUAUUUUCAAUGAGACAACCCCCAUGCUUGAAAUCCAAACAUGGCCGCACAGUAAGAGCUAUGCAAGCAAACCCACAUUUCAAAUGAAAACCAUUACCAGCCAGUUGUGUUGUCCUUUGACGAUAAUUCCCGAGUCGUGAUGUGGCUGCCACUUCAAGCAGUCUGCUGGAGGAGCAAGACAUUCUGCAGAAGAAGUUUCGUCGUUGUCCGUAAUAAAUGUUCAAGGCACAGGGCUAAUGCUUCCGUCUGUCUCUACACUCAGUCAGCUGGACUUGCGACACAAACAUGCAAGGCUCUUCUUUACAGGAAACACGGAGAUCCUUCUCAAGUUGUUCAGUUGGAGGACAUAGAUCUUCCCCCCUUAGGUUCAAAUGAUGUCCUGGUUAAAAUUCUGGCUGCUCCAAUCAACCCAUCUGACAUCAACAUGAUCCAAGGUACUUAUGCCAUCCUGCCAGACCUCCCAGCUAUUGGGGGUAACGAGGGAGUGGCACAGGUUUCAGAGGUGGGCAGCCAGGUAAAGUCCCUGAAAGCCGGAGACUGGGUUAUCCCAAGAGAUGCUGGUCUAGGAAUGUGGAGGACAGAGGCAGUAUUAGCCGAGGACGACGUCAUCUCGCUGCCCAGUAACGUUCCCUUGUUGAGUGCUGCUACACUGGGAGUGAAUCCCUGCACUGCCUUCAGGAUGCUGUCGGACUUUGAAGAUCUUAGGCCAGGUGACUCUGUGAUCCAGAAUGCAGCCAACAGUGGAGUCGGACAGGCUGUUAUACAGAUCGCUGCUGCAAGGGGAAUAAACACUAUCAACGUUAUCAGAGACAGGCCAGAGUUCACCCAGCUCAGUGAUAGGCUGAAGGCCAUGGGUGCAACUCAUGUGAUCAAAGAAGAAGCACUUAGGCGGCCUGAGAUUAAGGAACUGUUCAAGAUCUGCCCAAAGCCGAAACUGGCUCUAAAUGGAGUCGGAGGCAAAAGUGCAACAGAACUGCUCCGUCAUCUCAAAUUAGGAGGAUCUAUGGUGACGUAUGGCGGGAUGGCCAGACAGCCAGUUACUGUCCCUGUGAGUGCCCUUAUAUUCAAGGAUGUGAAGGUUCGAGGAUUUUGGGUCACACAGUGGAAGAGAGACCACUCAAAAGAUGGAAGUGCAUUUAGAGCCAUGCUGGAUGAACUGUGCAGCCUCAUACAGCAUGGAAAGCUGACAGCGCCCGCCUGCACCGAGGUGAACCUGCAAGACUACAGCAGCGCUCUGAACACAGCCAUGCAGCCUUUCACUUCAGCUAAACAGGUCCUGAUCAUGUGAAGUAACCGACUGCCUCUUUAUCUAAUACACUGCUAAAGCACAUGUUCAAUAAAUGUGACCUGAAGCAGGCUCAAA
Messenger RNA from Labrus bergylta (ballan wrasse), 1364 nucleotides. RefSeq names its product mitochondrial trans-2-enoyl-CoA reductase (gene mecr). The record is from RefSeq and is a predicted model, not a curated record. Gene Ontology annotation, cellular component: mitochondrion. NCBI's taxonomy places the organism in Eukaryota, Metazoa, Chordata, Actinopteri, Labriformes, Labridae. Gene Ontology annotation, biological process: fatty acid metabolic process. Gene Ontology annotation, molecular function: trans-2-enoyl-CoA reductase (NADPH) activity.